ACAUGCAUACUGUACACUAAGAUCUUGCACUCACUCUCACACACAUAUUUAUCCACACACUUGACUGGACAGGAUGGUGAAGAGGGAGUCGCACUCUUCAGACCACCUCACUGGAGGAUCAUCCAGAAAGAUAAUGUCAACUAAACUGGCAACAGCCUUGGCUGCUUUCUUUCUCCUGGCCAGUAUAGCAGUUAUUAUAGCAAUAGCCACAGUCCAGACACAAAAGAAGACCUAUCUUUCUCCAGGACUUAAGUAUGGCAUUGUGCUGGAUGCUGGAUCCUCCAGAACGACUGUGUAUCUCUAUCAGUGGCCAGCAGAGAAGGAGAAUAACACUGGGGUCGUCAGUCAGACCACAAAGUGUUUGGUUAAAGGUCCUGGUAUCUCAGAAAUGAAUGAUGAUUCCUGGAAAUAUCUUAAAACAUGCAUGGAUGACAUAACAAAGCAUGUCCCCCCAAGCCAGCACUCCUCAACACCCAUCUUUCUGGGGGCAACUGCUGGAAUGAGAUUACUUCAUAUAAAAAACGAAGAGGCAUCUAACACUAUCCUGCAGGACAUACAGAAGUAUCUGCGUUCUUUACCCUUCAAUUUCCAAAAUGCUUCCAUCAUAUCAGGUCAGGAAGAGGGUCUGUAUGGGUGGAUCACGGUCAACUACCUGAUGGGAAACUUCCUGGAGAAAAACAUGUGGAACGCUUGGGUUCAUCCUCAUGGAGCCAAGACAGUAGGGUCACUGGAUCUGGGUGGAGCAUCUACUCAAAUCGCCUUUACAGCCCCUGAUGAUGCCACAGGAGAGGAUCUUAUCAGGGUGUCACUCUACGGUUACGAAUACAAUGUCUAUACACACAGCUUCCUGUGCUACGGCAAAAAUGAGGCAGAGAAAAAAGUACUGGCAGAACUUGUAAAGAGCUCCACUGACUGGUCGCGCGUAAACCACCCGUGCUACCCUGCUGAUUACAGCAUCACCAUGGCUGCUAGUGAAAUCUUCGACAGUGAGUGUACGAAGAAGUCGACACCGGCUUCCUACAGCCCAGCCAAAAACAUCACUUUCUUUGGUGGGAGUGACCCAGUUAGGUGCAAAGACCUGGUCAAGAGAAUUUUUGACUUUAAGUCCUGCCAGGGGAAGGAGAACUGCUCUUUUGAAGGAGUUUACCAACCCCCAGUCUCUGGAGAAUUCAUGGCUUACGCAGGAUUCUACUACACCGCAUGGGCUCUGGAUGUGAAGGGCUCCAACACUCUGAAGCAGUUCAACACUGCCAUGUUGUCUUUCUGUUCAAAGCCCUGGGCGACGCUCAAGAAAAACUACGAAAUAACAGAGAAACACUUGAAAUCUUACUGUUACUCUGCAAACUACGUCCACACGAUCCUCGCAGAUGGGUACAAGUUCAAUGACGACAACUGGGAAAAACUCAAUUUUCAGAAAGAGGUGAAUCAGACGAGUAUAGCCUGGUCUCUGGGCUACAUGCUGGCCCAGUCUAACAUGAUUCCAGCAGAGGCAAAGCUCCUGAAGCUGCCCAUACCAAACAGCGCAUUCGCUGGCCUGCUCUUCGUGUUCUCCGCUCUGACCAUCAUCACCCUCAUGUUCCUCAUCAUCACACUGGUGCGCUUCUGUUUCUGAUGCCCCUGCGAGCUCUGCUCAGGAACACAGCUCCCACAGCCUUCAAGCAACAGCAACAGAAGAGCAGACAUGUAUACACACGUACUGUAAUGUACGAUUCUGUAUGUUUACCCAUUGCAGCUCUCUGUUCUGCUGCUUCAGCAGUUCCUGACCUGAGCUUUAAUCAGGGAACUCCACAAGUCUCCACUGCCUGUAGUGCGAGUGUCUCGGUCACGGAGAUCCACUGCACAAUAGCACAUGUAGCCUUUGAUAUAUAAUUGCAGGUGAAUGAGGGAUGUGUUGUUUUUUUAUUUUUGGAAUGCAGAACUAAUAAAGUUAGACAGUCCAACACUGCUAAAAAGGACAGAAGAAAGACCUGUUUUGUCUCUAGAUUGUAUUAUUUUGGUGUCAGGUGAGUUAGAACAGUUCAGAUCAGAAGUCUUAUAUAGACAUGCUUCUAUAUAUUACACUAUAUGACAGUCAACAGUCACAUGACAAAGUAGCUCAUAGUGUUCUUUUAUAUCAUCUGGACUUCUUCUUAAUUCACCAAAUGUCUUGGUUCAUGUUUAUAUAUUGCUGCAACUAAUUUUGUCAAAACGAGUUAUUUCUCCUUAAGGCACUGUAAUGUGAUGUCUAGUUCUCAAUGCUAAUGACCUUUUUUAUCAGUGCUUGUGAUUUAUAAUUUUAUAUUCUGUUUAAACUGUUCAAACCUUUUAAAAACUUAGUUUGUACAUUUAUUUUGCUAAAAGCUGGCUGUACGCAGGUCCUUUAUAUGAAAACAUUUGCAAGCAAGUGGAAUAUAAGAAGAAAUAAAAUGGUAUUUGUUUCUUCAGGCCAUAAUUGAAUUAUUUUUGGACAGAUGGGCUUUAAUGCUGAUAACACAAGUAAGGCCUUCAACAUUUUCUUUCUGUUUUUUUAUGUCUGUUUUUUAUACUUGUGUGCAUUAUGUGAUCUAGACGGGUCUGACUGCAUGUCACUGUUUGCAACACUCUUUUGUUUAAAUGAUAUGUGCAACUGUAUUCUCAGUAAAUGUAAUGAAUGUUAAUAAACAACACAAUUUCCA
This is a messenger RNA of Astyanax mexicanus (Mexican tetra), 2654 nucleotides long. It is a transcript of the gene entpd3, whose product is annotated as ectonucleoside triphosphate diphosphohydrolase 3. Gene Ontology annotation, molecular function: GDP phosphatase activity; UDP phosphatase activity. The record is from RefSeq and is a predicted model, not a curated record. Gene Ontology annotation, cellular component: plasma membrane. The transcript has 10 exons. NCBI's taxonomy places the organism in Eukaryota, Metazoa, Chordata, Actinopteri, Characiformes, Acestrorhamphidae. The coding region runs from base 74 to 1612 and encodes 512 amino acids. Gene Ontology annotation, biological process: nucleoside diphosphate catabolic process.